GUAGAAUCGCGCUGGAAUGCGUAUUGUUGGCACAGUACAAAGCCCUCUCGCUGCACAUUGUGUCCUGUAGGUGGCAUGGGUAAUCUAGCUAGGGUCUGAACCACCCUGCAUGAGAAAGCGAAGAAGAAGAAGGAGGAGGAGGAGGGGCUGCUGGCCUGGCAGCCCUAGCAAUAGGAUCAGCUCCUGCCUGUACAGCGCCGAUAAUGGCGACAGACGCAGGGCUGGGAUUUGUCCUCUGCACAUAAGGAGACCCAGCAGAGGGAAGCUGAUGUCCAGCAGCGGGCACUGGUUCCUCUUCUAGAUCGGGAUGGGCAUUCUUACCCCCGGGGUGUUCCUUCUUUUGCUCCAGGAACCCAACAAGAGGCAUCUGCAACUCCACUUUGGGGAUUUAAAUAAACACUUGAUCUGAAACGGAUACUCUGGCCCCGGGGCGGCGGUGGUGGUCGGUGGGGGGCUGGGAAUACAGUCGGAUUGUCCUCCUGGGAAGCUCAUCGGAUGUAAAAAAAAAAUGUCGGACAGCAAGGUAAAAGUGGCCGUGAGGGUCCGGCCCGUGAACCGGAGAGAAAUUGAUCUGAAUACCAAGUGUAUUGUGGAGAUGGAUGGGAAUCAGACAAUCCUGCAGCCGCCUCCUGCCAAUGCCAAGCAAGGAGAGAACAGAAAACCACCAAAAGUGUUUGCAUUUGAUUACUGCUUCUGGUCCAUGGAUGAAUCAAACACAUCUAAAUAUGCAGGUCAAGAAACUGUGUUUAAGUGCCUUGGUGAAGGAAUUCUUGAUAACGCCUUUCAGGGAUACAACGCAUGCAUUUUUGCAUAUGGGCAAACAGGAUCGGGAAAAUCUUUCUCCAUGAUGGGGACCACAGAUCAGCCAGGCCUUAUCCCACGGCUCUGCUGUGCUUUAUUUCAGAGAGCCUCCGGAGAAGAGAAUGACUCUCAGACCUUCAAAGUUGAGGUAUCUUAUAUGGAGAUUUACAAUGAGAAGGUCCGAGAUCUUUUAGACCCUAAAGGGAGUCGACAAUCCCUUAAAGUUCGGGAGCACAAAGUGUUGGGACCAUAUGUUGAUGGUUUAUCACAGUUAGCUGUAACUAAUUUUGAGGACAUUGAAUCAUUGAUGUCAGAAGGAAAUAAAUCCCGUACUGUUGCUGCAACAAAUAUGAAUGAGGAAAGCAGUCGAUCGCAUGCCGUAUUUAACAUCAUUCUCACGCAGACACUCUAUGAUCACCAGUCUGGUAAUUCAGGAGAACGUGUCAGUAAAGUCAGUCUGGUGGAUUUGGCCGGCAGUGAGAGAGUUUCCAAAACAGGCGCAGCAGGAGAGCGUUUAAAGGAAGGAAGUAACAUAAACAAAUCUCUCACCACAUUGGGGUUAGUCAUAUCUUCUCUGGCAGACCAAGCGGCUGGGAAAGGGAAGAGCAAGUUUGUGCCUUACAGAGAUUCUGUCCUCACAUGGCUUCUCAAGGACAAUUUGGGAGGCAAUAGCAAGACCGCCAUGAUAGCAACCAUUAGCCCAGCAGCCGACAAUUAUGAAGAGACACUCUCUACCUUAAGAUAUGCUGAUCGAGCUAAAAGGAUAGUCAAUCAUGCUGUAGUGAAUGAAGAUCCAAAUGCAAGAGUAAUCAGAGAACUGCGGGAGGAGGUGGAGAAACUCAGAGAGCAGCUGUCACAAGCAGAGUCUAUGAAGGCACCAGAGUUAAAAGAAAAACUGGAAGAAUCUGAGAAACUAAUUCGAGAUUUAACAAUCACUUGGGAAGAAAAGCUUAGGAAAACAGAAGCAAUUGCCCAGGAGAGGCAAAAACAGCUUGAAAGAAUGGGUAUAUCUCUUGAAUCCUCUGGUAUCAAGGUUGGUGAUGACAAAUGUUACUUGGUGAACCUCAAUGCCGAUCCUGCACUUAAUGAACUUCUAGUCUAUUAUUUAAAGGAUCACAACCAAGUUGGUGCUGACACUUCUCAGGAUAUACAGCUCUUUGGCAUAGGCAUUCAACCCGAGCACUGUGUGAUUGAUGUGGCCUCAGAUGGGGAAAUUUCUCUAACACCAAAGGAAAAUGCAAGAACUUGUGUAAACGGUGGGUUAGUGUGCUCGAGAACGCCACUGUGGCAUGGGGACCGAAUCCUGUGGGGAAACAACCACUUCUUUAGGCUCAAUGUUCCAAAGAGGAAGAGAAAAGAUUGGCCAAAGGAGUUUGAAAAAGAAGCCAGCUGUACAGAACAUGACUUGGAUGCAACCAGCGAGGCAUCAUCAGAACCUGACUACAACUAUGAGUUUGCACAAAUGGAAGUUAUAAUGAAAGCCCUGAAUAGCAAUGAUCCUGUCCAUAAUGUGGUCCAGGUUCUUGAGAAGCAGUAUUUGGAGGAGAAGAAACAUGCCCUGGAGGAACAGAGGCUGAUGUUUGAACGUGAGCUGGAACACUUACGGGAGCAGCUCUCUCCAGACAGACGGCACCAGCACAGUAAUGAGCGACUGUCUUACACAUCGCAAACUACUCAGCAGAAAAUGAGCAUGUGGGUAGAGGAGAGGGAUGAGUUGUUCAGACAUAGCCUCUCUAAACUCAGGGAGCAGAUUGUCAAAGCCAACACGCUUGUGAGAGAAGCCAACUUUCUGGCUGAAGAAAUGGACAAGAGCACAGAUUACCAAGUCACUCUACAAAUCCCGGCAGUAAACCUGAGUGCCAACCGCAAGAGGGGGGCAAUAGUAAGUGAGCCAGCCAUUCAGGUGCGGAGGAAAUGCAGAGGAACCCAAGUGUGGACCAUCGAGAAGCUGGAAAACAAGCUCAUAGACAUGAGAGAUGCUUAUCAAGAAUGGAAGGAGAAACCUGACGAGAGCAAACAGCUUACUUCUAAAAAGGGAGACCCAUUUUAUGAAGCUCAAGAAAACCACAACUUAAUUGGUGUGGCAAAUGUAUUCCUGGAGUGUCUUUUUUACGAUGUGAAACUCCAGUAUGCAGUGCCUAUCAUCAGCCAGCAGGGGGAGGUUGCAGGACGACUUCACAUUGAAGUGAUGCGGGUUACUGGGGUUGUGCCUGAGUGCUUAGUCGGUGACGACUCUUCAGAGAACUCAAGUGAAAGUGGAAGCUUUGAAAUAAUUGAUAACAGCGGUGAAAUCAUCCACCGGACAAAAAAACUGACUUGCCGAGUUAAAAUAAAAGAAGCAACCGGUCUUCCUCUGAACCUGUCCAACUUUGUCUUCUGCCAGUACACCUUUUGGGAUCAAUCUGAAGCUACUGUUGCGCCACCCAUGGUCAACCCAGACAUGCCUUCACUUCGAAGCAAAGAUGCCCAGUUUACUGUUAAAUUUGAUCAUUCUAAAGACUUUGUGGUACAUAUUACAGAAGAAUUUUUGGAGUUUAUUUCUGAAGGCGCACUUGCAAUUGAGGUUUGGGGUCACAGAUGUGCUGGGAACGGCAGGUCCUUGUGGGAGAUAGAUUCUCUUCAUGCUAAAUCCAGAACAUUAUGUGACAGGUGGAAUGAAGUGACGCGGAGAAUAGAAAUGUGGAUUUCCAUACAUGAGCUGAAUGAGAAUGGAGAAUACAUGCCUGUAGAGUUGCAUCAGGCCAAGGACGUGAACACUGGAGGCGUCUUCCAGCUUAGACAGGGACAUUCUCGAAGGAUUCAGGUGACUGUGAAGCCUGUACAGAAUUCUGGUACCUUGCCACUCAUGGUGGAAGCCAUACUUUCUGUCUCUGUGGGAGGUAUCACAGCCAGGUCGACUAAGCUGCAGAGGGGGCUGGACAGUUAUCAGAAAGAUGAUGAUGUUGAUGGUGAUGAUAUGGAUAGUUACCAGGAAGAAGAUUUAAACUGUGUGCGUGAAAGGUGGUCAGAUGCACUAAUUAAACGCAAGGAAUACUUGGAUGAACAGAUUCAGAAAAUCAUCAACAAGCAAGAGAAAACCGAGGAUGAUAUUGAGCGUGAGGCGAGGCUUGUUGAGCAGUGGGUAGGCCUGACAGAAGAGAGGAAUGCCGUCUUAGUUCCAGCACCUGGAAGUGGCAUUCCGGGGGCACCUGCAAACUGGACACCACCAGCUGGAAUGGAAACACAUAUCCCGGUGCUUUUCCUGGAUCUCAAUGCUGAUGACCUCAGUGCCAGUGAACAACUUGUAGGUUCUCAUGCGUCAGGAAUGAAUUCAAUACUACCAAAGGAGCAUGGGAGCCUCUUCUACUACCUGCCAAUCAUCAAGCACAGUGAUGAUGAGGUUUCAGCUAUAGCAUCCUGGGAUUCUGCAAUCCACGAGUCGGCUCACUUGAACAGGGUGACACCGCAGAAUGAGCGCAUCUAUCUAAUCGUAAAGGCCACAGUGCAGCUCAGUCACCCCGCUGCCAUGGAACUGGUCUUACGAAAGAGGAUUGCAGUCAACGUGUAUAACAAACAGAGUUUUACACAGAGUCUAAAAAGACGAAUGUCUACCAAGAAUAUUUUGUAUUCCUGUGGAGUGAGCUAUGAAAUAGUGUCCAAUAUACCAAAGGCAACAGAGGAAGCCGAGGACCGUGAAACUUUAGCUUUGAUGGCAGCAAGGAGUGAGUACGAGGGAACGGCUGAUGGAGAGUCCUACAUUGAAAAGUACACACGUGGAGUGCUGCAGGUGGAGAACAUACUGGGUCUUGAGCGCCUGAGGCAGGCUGUCACGGUAAAGGAAGCAAUUUCAAGCAAAACUAGGCACAUCCGGAGAAGCCUCAGCACACCAAACAUGCACAAUACAUGUUCUAGUCGCAUGGACCUCUCUGGUUGUGAUGAUGAUGACAAGGGUUGGUCAGAUAACCCAUUAGAUAUAUCAGAUUACUCCGCUAGUUCUAAAGAUGUAUCGUGUUAUGGAAUCCAAACAACCGAUUCACCUAGAAGAAAAGACAACUGUGGUCCACCAGAGAGCCCGAACGCCUUGGUGACAAGCCCAUUCAAAACAUUUUCUCCCCAACCACCAAAAUUCUUCAAGCCUUUAAUGCCAGUGAGAGAAGAACACAAGAGAAAGGCUCCAGUGGAAGCCCAGCCGCUCCUCGGUCAGGAGAGCAUGCCUUCACCCCAGACACAUAACACCAGCUGCAUGCCAGUAGAAAACAAUAACACUCAUGGAGAAACCAUUGAUUCCGAAGAAGAAGACAACGAAUUUGAGGCAACCAACAAAAAAGUAAUUGAGGCCUCCAGUUUCCAUAAUUUCAGGCCUUAUGUACCAGUGGAGUUUGCAGACUUCAGUGUUUACAAUGCUAGUCUAGACAGCAGGGACUGGUUAACUUCAAAGACAGACUUUGUUUGCUCCCGUUCCCUGGAUAAGGAGGUGUCUCGGAGCCCUACCACCAGCAGUAUUACUAGUGGAUAUUGUUCUCAUAGUGCUUCUAAUGCUACGCUUUCUGACAUGCUGGUUCCUUCCAGUGAAAGCACAGACCAGUUAGCCUGCCAAACCAGAGAUUUGGAAAGUCAUGAUCUUGCGGGAGACCAUUCUUCACAAGAUUACAAACCUUGCACAUAUAAAGAAUUUAAUGUUGGGAUCUGCUCUGAGAACACUAGAAGUUUCACAGAAAAAAGUGCCUUUGAUAAAGUGCCAUAUUGCACUACUGAACAAAAUGCUGCUGUCCUUAUUAGAACUGGGUCUUGUACUUCGGUGGGCUCUACAAACCACAAUAACAAAGAUAACUUUGUCAGCUUUUUACCAUGUGAAGUUGCUGUGGAGCAUACCUGUGAUAUUUUAGAGGACCACUCAUUCACAGAAUUCAUGGGUGUGGAAGAUGGCAAAGACUUUGAGGAUCAUGAAAGCUCACAAGUUUUCUCUUCAAAUGGGGACAAACAUAGGGUUGGAUUUAUGGGCUAUGACUCCAUUGAAUCAGGCCUCCCUUGUGACAUAUCUGUCCAGAACAUCAUAGAAGACAGUGAUCAGAAUUUAAACUGCCUGAGAGACUCUGCCUUAAGCAACAAACCUCAAUCCCAAUCUUCUGAGGACCAUUUGCUUGAAAAAAAUCAUAUGGAUCUUUCAGACUGUGAAGACAAUCCUUCCCAUAGUUCUCCAUGCAUCCUAGCAGUAGGAGAUCAAGUAUGCAUAGGGGAUAACAAGUUUGGAACUGUACGAUAUAUUGGAAGAGUUGACUUUGCGCAAGGCGUGUGGGUUGGCGUUGAACUUCAUGGUCAGCUAGGCAAACAUGAUGGAACAGUAAAAGGCAGAGAGUAUUUUCGCUGCAAGCCCAAGUAUGGAGUGUUUGUCAGGCCCAGUCGGCUAACCAAAGCACUUGGCUCAACAAAAAGAGGCAACGGCAGCACCAUGCGAUCCCUACCACCCUCCAGAGCAGAGAAGUGCAAGAGUGCUCUCCUCCGAGAAACUCCAGCUCCCAAGUCAGGGCAGGCGGCAACCUAUCACUCCGGGGAUCAAGCAGCGUCUGCUUUUUCUAGGAAACAAGAGAACAGAAAAUCCUGGAUUAACUAAGAUUCAGUAUUUGCACUUAUCGCACAUUUUGUGUGUAAACCACAUGCAGUUGAAAACAAAUACUAUUUUUGUACAGUUGUACAGUUUUACUCUUUCUAAAUUGUUUACUUGGCAUAGUCAAGAAUGUUGUUCUAACAUUUGUAACAAGGUCUAUUAAAUAGUCGUCUGCCUCGUAGGCAGGUUUUUUUGCUGCACACUUAAAACACGGUUAUAAAUAAUUAUUCAGAUAGGCAGGUACCGGUAUAUUCUUACGUGAGGACUUGGGAGUGAUAUUUUAAACAAAAGUAAACUAUUUUAUUCAGAUCAAAAAUAGAAUAUACAUGGCUGUACAAAUAAAAAGAUGCAGUAUAUUGUGUUUUUUUAACCAAAGAACCCGUGUGAAGUGGAAAUAUCUGUAAAUAGCAUUGCUUUUGUUGUGGGGAUCAUUGUUUUUUUUAUGUACACAUUAGUUGCUAUUAAGUGAGCACCAUGCUGCCUUUUUGUUAUCUUGUAGCCCUGUUUUCUGGUAAAUGGGGCAGUAUAUGUCAGAUAGUACUUCCAUCUAAGUGCUGACAGCUCAACCUGUCCCGUGGAAGUCAUACUUCUUGUAGUUUAUCAUUGCAGAUAACACAUACCACUCAUAUACAACUUAACUAUCAGGAACCACUCAAGAACUACUCAAGGUUUUUAAUAACCUAGAGAGAUACAGACGUGUAAAGGGAAAUAAA
Spea bombifrons (plains spadefoot toad) is the source of this 7098-nucleotide messenger RNA. RefSeq names its product kinesin family member 13A (gene KIF13A). Lineage: Eukaryota; Metazoa; Chordata; Amphibia; Anura; Pelobatidae. Bases 509 to 6391 code for a protein of 1960 amino acids. Gene Ontology annotation, biological process: microtubule-based movement; regulation of protein localization. Gene Ontology annotation, cellular component: adherens junction. Gene Ontology annotation, molecular function: ATP binding; microtubule binding; cell adhesion molecule binding. The transcript is spliced from 40 exons. The record is from RefSeq and is a predicted model, not a curated record.